Messenger RNA from Loxodonta africana (African savanna elephant), 2340 nucleotides. RefSeq names its product homeobox A2 (gene HOXA2). Gene Ontology annotation, cellular component: nucleus. NCBI's taxonomy places the organism in Eukaryota, Metazoa, Chordata, Mammalia, Proboscidea, Elephantidae. Gene Ontology annotation, molecular function: DNA-binding transcription factor activity, RNA polymerase II-specific; RNA polymerase II cis-regulatory region sequence-specific DNA binding. The transcript has 2 exons. The record is from RefSeq and is a predicted model, not a curated record. Gene Ontology annotation, biological process: regulation of transcription by RNA polymerase II. Bases 321 to 1448 code for a protein of 375 amino acids.
GUUCCUUCCCGACUUUUUUGGAUCAAUCAAACAGACAGUGGCUUCUUUUGAUUAAAGCCCAAAUUGUCAUUGGGCAGAAGCAAUCAUGUGACAGCCAAUUCGGUCCAAUUUCAACCUUGUCUCCAUGAAUUCAAUAGUUUAAUAGUAGCGCGGUCCCCAUACGGCUGUAAUCAGUGAAUUAGAAAAAAAACACCCCAGCAGCGAUCUUCUAUGAUAGAUUUUUUUUUCCUCCGCUCUUGCCUUUUUUCCUGGGCCUUGCCCCCCCAAAGCCCCUCCAGAAGAGGGAACUUUUUCUCCAAGGGGGCUCCAAGGAGAAGGCCAUGAAUUACGAAUUUGAGCGAGAGAUUGGUUUUAUCAAUAGCCAGCCGUCGCUCGCUGAGUGCCUGACAUCUUUUCCCCCUGUCGCUGAUACAUUUCAAAGUUCAUCAAUCAAGACCUCGACGCUUUCACACUCGACACUGAUUCCUCCUCCUUUUGAGCAGACCAUUCCCAGCCUGAACCCGGGCAGUCACCCUCGCCACAGCUCUGGCGGCCGCCCCAAGCCGAGCCCCGUGGGCAGCCGCGGCAGCCCGGUGCCCGCAGGCGCCCUGCAGCCGCCUGAGUACCCCUGGAUGAAGGAGAAGAAAGCAGCCAAGAAAACCGCUCUGCCGCCCGCCUCGGCCACAGCCGCCGCCGCCACCGGCCCUGCCUGCCUCAGCCACAAAGAAUCCCUGGAAAUUGCCGAUGGCAGCGGCGGGGGCUCGCGGCGCCUGAGAACUGCUUACACCAACACGCAGCUUUUGGAGCUGGAAAAAGAAUUUCAUUUCAACAAGUACCUUUGCAGACCCCGAAGGGUGGAGAUUGCAGCGCUGCUGGAUUUGACUGAGAGACAAGUGAAAGUGUGGUUUCAGAACCGGAGGAUGAAGCACAAGAGGCAGACCCAGUGCAAGGAGAACCAGAAUAGUGAGGGGAAAUUUAAAAGCCUGGAGGACUCCGAGAAAGUAGAGGAGGAGGAGGAGGAAGAGAAGUCACUCUUUGAGCAAGCCCUGAGCGUCUCUGGGGCCCUUCUGGAGAGGGAAGGUUACACUUUUCAGCAAAAUUCUCUCUCUCAGCAGCAGGCUCCCAAUGGACACAAUGGUGACUCCCAAAGUUUUCCAGUUUCGCCUUUAACCAGCAAUGAGAAAAAUCUGAAACAUUUUCAGCACCCGUCACCCACUGUUCCUAACUGCCUGUCAACAAUGGGCCAGAACUGUGGCGCUGGCCUAAACAAUGACAGUCCCGAGGCCCUUGAGGUCCCCUCUUUGCAGGACUUUAACGUUUUCUCCACAGAUUCCUGCCUGCAGCUUUCAGAUGCAGUCUCGCCCAGUUUGCCAGGUUCCCUGGACAGUCCCGUAGAUAUUUCAGCUGACAGCUUUGACUUUUUUACAGACACACUCACCACAAUCGACUUGCAGCAUCUGAAUUACUAAAAACAUUAAAGCAAAACAAAGCAUCACAAAACAAAAACCCCUUUGGCCAGGUGGUUUUGCCUUCUUUAAUUCCGGGAGUUGAUUUUUAUUUUAUUUUCUUCUUGACCUAUCCCCUCCUUCCUUUAAAUGUUGAGGAUUUUCUGUUUAGUGAUUCCCUCUGACCCAGUUUCAGAGCCAUCUUUUAUAGAUUAUUUUGGAGUUUUAGUUAUUUUAAAUUUAACCCAGCCACUCUCUAUGUCAUUUCCUGAAAGCAAUCUAUGAGGCCUGCAAGAAAGUGAUCAUAUAAUGGUAUCUUCACUUUCUUUUUAUUUUUGUAUUACAUUAGGAUGCAUUGUCAUGCGUAUUUUUGGUAGAAUAAAUUCUCCUUUGCUACAAGUAGCUUUCUAUUUUUUUCUCCCCCUCUUUCUCAUGGCUCAUAAUGGUUUCUUUUUCUUCUUUUUAGUCUAACUUGGUAAAUAAAAUUCUAGUCACAAUUUAUCUUCUUUUUCAAUUUUAGUACGUUUAUUAAGGGGCAUGUUUAAAGUCUUCUUUAGACAGCAUCAACAAUAACAAAAGAAAGCCAGAAGAUGGCUACGGCUUCUGAGAAAUGUUUUUUGUUUUGAAUGGAAUAGAUUUGGUUUCAGCGUAGAGGUUCUAGCCAUAGAUUUGAAUGGGCAAUAGAAACAGGAUGGGGCAGAGAGAAGGGCCAAACUGAAGCUUUUCAAAGUGGAGAAAUAAAGUGCCUACAGAAACCUCCCACUCCAGCAAAGAGGAACGUGGAGUUUCUUUAACAAGCUACCAGUCUCCAGGUCAAUAACUAAGUUACCAGCAAUUCAUUUAUUUGUACACGUUUGUUUAAAACAUCUACAUUCCAGCCCCUCCCCCACAACCCCCCCUCCCCACACACACAUUU